Messenger RNA from Gallus gallus (chicken), 1728 nucleotides. RefSeq names its product phosphoglycerate dehydrogenase (gene PHGDH). Bases 74 to 1651 code for a protein of 525 amino acids. The transcript has 12 exons. Gene Ontology annotation, molecular function: NAD binding; phosphoglycerate dehydrogenase activity. Gene Ontology annotation, biological process: L-serine biosynthetic process. The record is from RefSeq and is a predicted model, not a curated record. Lineage: Eukaryota; Metazoa; Chordata; Aves; Galliformes; Phasianidae.
CUCUUUGGCCGGAGCUGUGCGGACAGACAGCGGGCACGGACCCCCGACAGCCCCAACAGCCCCACACCAAGCGAUGGCCUUUGCCAAGCUGCAGAAAGUGCUGAUCAGCGACAGCCUGGACCCCUGCUGCAGGGACAUCCUGCAGGCGGGGGGCAUCCAGGUACUGGAGAAGCCCGGGCUGAGCAAAGAGGAGCUGCUGCAGGAGAUCCGGGACUGCGAUGGGCUCAUUGUCCGCUCGGCCACCAAAGUCAGCGCCGACGUGCUGGAGGCGGCGGGCAGGCUGCAGGUGGUGGGCAGAGCAGGCACCGGCGUUGACAAUGUGGACGUGGAUGCAGCCACCAGGAAGGGAGUGCUGGUGAUGAACACGCCCACCGGGAACAGCCUCAGUGCUGCAGAGCUCACCUGCGGCAUGAUCCUGUGCUUGGCCAGGCAGAUCCCCCAGGCAGCUGCCUCCAUGAAGGAAGGCAAAUGGGACCGAAAGAAGUACAUGGGCAUGGAGCUGAAUGGGAAGACGCUGGGCGUGCUGGGGCUGGGCCGCAUCGGCAGGGAGGUGGCCACGCGGAUGCAGGCUUUUGGCAUGAAGACCAUCGGCUACGACCCCAUCAUCACCCCUGAGACCUCAGCUGCGUUCGGCGUGGAGCAGCUCCCACUGGAGCAGAUCUGGCCCCGCUGUGACUUCAUCACGGUGCACACACCACUGCUGCCCUCCACCACGGGGCUGCUGAAUGACAGCACCUUCGCCAAGUGCCGCCGUGGCGUGCAGGUGGUGAACUGUGCCCGGGGUGGCAUUGUGGAUGAAGGAGCACUGCUGCGGGCACUGCGCUCGGGGCAGUGUGGAGGGGCCGCCCUCGAUGUCUUCACACAGGAGCCCCCGAAGGACCGGGACCUGGUGGACCACCCCAACGUCAUCUGCUGCCCGCACCUGGGUGCCAGCACACGGGAGGCACAGAGCCGCUGCGGCAAGGAGAUCGCCAUGCAGAUAGUGGACAUGGCCACUGGGAAGGGGCUGGUCGGCGUGGUCAACGGGCAGGCGCUGAGCAAAGCCUUUGCGCCCCAGACCAAGCCCUGGAUCGCCCUGGCCAAGGCGCUGGGCACAGUGCUGCAUGGCCUGGCCAAGCAAGCAACGGGCAAUGUGCAGGUCUGCACCUUAGGGGCCCCCCUGAAGGAUGCCAGCAGCUACCUGGCACCUGCCGUGGUGUCAGGCAUGCUGGCUAGAGGAAAGAAGGAGGCGACCCUGGUGAACGCCAUGCUGCUGGCCCAGGAGGCUGGCCUGAAGGUCACAGCCACCCAUGGUGACACAUGCCCUGAGCCCGAGGGCUUGCUGCAGGUGGCCCUGCAGGGCACCCCACACCGGGUGACGGGAACGGUGCAGGGCAGCAGUCCAGUGCUGCGGGAGCUCAAUGGGGCCACUUUCAAGCAGCCGGCACCACUGGUGGGCCCUCUCCUCAUCUAUAGAGCCAAAGCAUCGGAGACAAACGCACUUCCCACACUCACUGGGCUGCUGGGGAAAGCAGGGAUCCAACUCCAGUCCUACCACAGCUCCAAUGCAGUGGUGGGGGAGCAGUGGAGCAUAGCUGGGCUCUCAGCCCCACUGUCUGACCUCGCUGGCCUGAAGCCAUGCACUGCAGAAGUCUUCCAGCUCCACCUGUAGCCCCCCACCACCAGGACAGACCUGGAGCCGCCAGCACCUGGGGGAGCAUCAUGCUCAAUAAAGCAUCCAGGAACGAG